CUCUACCGUCCCAACCACCCAAAGCUCCAAUUCGAUCGCAUCCAUUUAUCCCUCGUGCAGUUUCUGCCUUUAUUGAUAGCCGCGCACGUUCCAUUCGAUUUCCCUUCUUUGAUUCCUCUUUCCGAUCCGUCGCAUUUUCCGCUGGCGGUGAACAAUGGCCGGCGAUAGUUCCUACAUGUCGGCGUCCCAGUCGCAACUCCUCUCCUCGUCCACAUCCUCAUUGUCUCCCUCCAAGCUUUGCUCAAAAACAUAUAAAAAGGCGUCAAAUCUCUUUCUGACACUACGGUUACAAGAAGCACUCUCAGCCCUUGAGCCUGCGAUUACGGUGGUCAGGGGAGCCGACGAGCAGUUCGUCAAUGGCGAUGAUUCCGUCGCGCCCGUUGCUUCAGCCCAGCCGACUUGGCGGAUUAAAGUGUGGAAUCUGUACAUUACACUCUUGAGCCAAAUCAUUGAAUUGGGACCUGAAGAAGGCAAGAAGUUGUUUGGGCAGAAAGAAUGGAAGGCUAUCUCGACCACCGUUCGCGAUGGUGAGAUCUGGGAGACCGUUGUACGGACGGGGUAUAGAGGCUUGGAGGGAUCAGUGGAUGCAGAAGUCGUAUAUAACCUAGCAACCCUCCUGUUGAAACACUCGCCUUCACAGAAACUCAAUCAACAACGACUCGAAACAUACCUAUCGUCUUACGGACAACCCAAUCUAGAUAUAUCAGACCAUCUGACUAGUGGCUCAUCUACACCGCGGGCAAAUGGUGGUACGGAUACCCCGAAAGACCUGGCUGCUAGGGUUAAGAUAAUCGAGCUGUUCACCCUACAUGUUCUUCCCGCAAAUGAAGAGUGGGAAUAUGCGCAGGAGUUCAUCAACUUGAGCGAAGUUCUCGAUGAGGACCGGAAGGAGCUAUUUCUGCAGACGCUAGAAGGCCUGAAAGAAGAGAAACAGCAAGGGGAGCUGCGCGCCGCUGCCCUCCAGCGGGAGAAGGAUGCUGAGCUAGAGAGACAAGCGCGAGAGGAAGAACGUCGCAGGGUAGAGGAAGCUGAGGCUGCUGAACGUGCGCAGAAAGCACAUGGGCGCAGCGGUAGUGAGGUGGAUUACGGGAUUGAGAAGACCUAUCCCAAUGGCAGCAUUAAGGGCAAAGGGAGGUUCGCAGAGAAGCAAUCCAGCAAACCAGGUACCUCCGCGGGUCGGACGGCCUUCUCACCUCCUGGUUCCAAGAAUAUCAAAAAGACCGAGAAGCCCGAGGCGCGGGCCAAGCAAUCACGCGCACUGAUCAAUGUGGUGCGUAAUAUCUUGAAAUACGUCAGCAAGAGCAUCGCGGGCAACCCACUAUCAUUCGCGCGGACGCUUUUGUUCAUGCUCGGCAUCAUAGCCGCAUUAAGCCGACAAGACGUGCGGGAGCGCAUCCGGAGGAUAACAGGCUCCGGUUGGCAGAAAAUCAAGGGGACUGUCGGGAUGGGGGUGAAAGUGAGCUACAUUUGAUGAGCAAUAAAUUCUGCCCUUUUUUCCCUUGUCUAUAUGCCUUUCUAGAUAUCAAACGCCAGGGACUUGUCAUUUCCCCUUGUUCGACUGCGUGAUUGGGG
Molecule: messenger RNA, 1572 nt
Organism: Aspergillus costaricaensis CBS 115574
Lineage: Eukaryota; Fungi; Ascomycota; Eurotiomycetes; Eurotiales; Aspergillaceae
Gene: pex26
Product: protein pex26
Exons: 2
Coding region: 155-1471 (438 amino acids)
Source: RefSeq, a predicted model, not a curated record